Messenger RNA from Erinaceus europaeus (western European hedgehog), 7454 nucleotides. It is a transcript of the gene MYO7B, whose product is annotated as myosin VIIB. NCBI's taxonomy places the organism in Eukaryota, Metazoa, Chordata, Mammalia, Eulipotyphla, Erinaceidae. The transcript is spliced from 47 exons. The record is from RefSeq and is a predicted model, not a curated record. Gene Ontology annotation, cellular component: myosin complex; cytoskeleton. Gene Ontology annotation, molecular function: ATP binding; protein binding; cytoskeletal motor activity. Bases 120 to 6443 code for a protein of 2107 amino acids.
GCCUUCUCUCCCUCACUCACCUGCUGCCUGGAACCUCAGUCCCUGCUCUUCCAGAGUGGAGGGGAACGGAGUUGGCUAGGCCCUGUACUAACGAGACUGGGAGCUGCUGCUGCCACAGGAUGUCGGUCUUCAGGCUGGGUGACCAUGUGUGGCUGGAAGCCCCCUACGUCAACAAGACCAAUGUGGCCAUCGGUGGCAUUGUCAAAAACACAAAGCCCAGCAAGAUCUUGGUGGAAGAUGAUGAAGGCAAGGAACACUGGAUCCACGCAGACAACCUUGGUGCCCUCAGCCACAUGCACCCCAACUCCGCCCAGGGUGUGGAUGACAUGAUCCGCCUGGGGGACCUGAAUGAGGCAGGCAUGGUGCACAACCUUCUGAUCCGCUACCAACAGCACAAGAUCUAUACGUACACAGGCUCCAUCCUGGUGGCCGUGAACCCAUUCCAGGCGCUGCCCCUCUAUACCCUGGAGCAGGUGCACCUGUACUACAAGCGGCAUGUGGGGGAGCUGCCGCCCCAUGUCUUCGCCAUCGCCGACAACUGCUAUUUCAACAUGAAGAAGAAUAAGAAGGACCAGUGCUGCAUUAUUAGGUGGGCCUUUGGAAAUGCCAAGACCAUCAGAAAUGACAACUCCAGCCGUUUUGGGAAGUACAUCGACAUCUACUUUAACCCCAGUGGGGUGAUCGAGGGCGCACGCAUAGAGCAGUUUCUCUUGGAGAAGUCCCGUGUCUGCCGGCAGGCCACCGAGGAGCGCAACUACCACAUCUUCUACAGCAUGCUCAUGGGUAUGAGCGCCGAGGAGAAGAGGCUGCUGGGCCUGGGCACCCCCUCAGAGUACUACUACCUGACCAUGGGGAACUGCACCUCCUGUGAAGGUCUCAAUGACGCCAAGGACUAUGCUCACUUGCGCUCUGCCAUGAAGAUCCUCAUGUUCUCUGACUCUGAGAACUGGGACCUCAGCAAACUGCUGGCGGCCAUUCUCCACCUGGGAAAUGUGAAAUUUAUGGCUGCAGUCUUUGAAAACCUGGACUCCUCUGAUGUGAUGGAGACCCCCAGCUUUGCCAUUGUGCUGAAGUUAUUAGAGGUGAAGCAGGAGGAGCUGUACGACUGCCUGGUCAAGCAUUCCAUCGCCAUCCGUGGGGAGUUUGUCACCAGACCCCUCAGUGUCAGCCAGGCCGCAGACAGGAGGGAUGCCUUUGUCAAGGGCAUCUAUGGGCAUCUCUUCCUGUGGAUUGUCAAGAAGAUCAAUGCUGCAAUCUUUGUUCCACCUCCUGACAACCCCAAACAUGUGCGAAGGGCCAUCGGCCUCCUAGAUAUAUUCGGCUUUGAAAAUUUUCAGAAGAAUAGCUUUGAGCAGCUCUGCAUCAACUUGGCCAAUGAGCACUUGCAGCAGUUCUUCGUGCAGCAUGUGUUCACGAUGGAGCAGGAGGAGUACCGCUCUGAGAACAUCACCUGGGACUACAUCCAGUACACAGACAACCGGCCCACCUUGGACCUGCUGGCCCUCAAGCCCAUGAGCAUCAUCUCACUACUGGAUGAAGAGAGUCGCUUCCCCCAGGGGACAGAUGCCACCAUGUUGCAAAAGCUGAACAGUGUUCAUGCCAACAACAAGGCCUUCCUGCAGCCCAAGAACGUCCACGAUGGUCGAUUUGGCAUUGCCCACUUUGCUGGCAAGGUGCACUACCACGUAGAGGGCUUCCUGGAGAAGAACCGGGAUGUGCUGAGCUCAGAUAUCCUCACCCUGGUUCACUCCUCCAAAAACAAGUUCCUGCAGGAGAUAUUCAAGCUGGAGGCAACAGAAAUCAAACUGGGCCGUGGGACCAUUUUUAAGACCAAGGCAGGGAGCCAGCUUUUCAAGUCUUCAGAGUCCAGCAAACAGCCCUCCACCUUGGCAGGCCAGUUCAAGCAAUCCUUGGACCAGCUGAUGAAAAUCCUGACCAACUGCCAGCCCUAUUUCAUCCGCUGCAUCAAGCCCAACGAGUACAAGAAGCCGUUGCUCUUUGACAGGGAGCUGUGCAUCCGGCAGCUGCGGUACUCAGGCAUGAUGGACACUGUUUACAUCCGCAAGUCCGGAUUCCCCAUUCGCUACACGUUUGAGGAGUUUUCCAAGAGGUUUGGCGUCCUGCUACCCAGUGCCGUGAGGAUGCAGUUUCGGGACAAGUUUCACCAGAUGACCCUGCGCGUCGCUGAGAUGUGGCUGGGGACAGACAGGGAAUGGAAGGUGGGGAAGACCAAGAUUUUUCUGAAGGACAAUCAGGACACCAUGCUGGAGAUUCAGAGGAGUCAGGCCUUGAACCAAGCGGCUGUCAGUAUCCAGAGAGUACUGCGGGGCUACAAAUACAGGAAGGAUUUUCUGAGGAAGAGGAGGGCAGCUGUGAAAAUCCAGGCUGGGUGGAAAGGUUACCACUACAGACAAAACUUCAAGCUGAUUCUUCUGGGCUUUGAGCGCCUGCAGGCCAUCGCCAGGAGCCACCUGCUGGCAAAGCAGUACCAGAUGAUGAGGCAUAGGGUAGUUCAGCUGCAGGCCCUCUGCAGGGGCUACUUGGUGCGCCAGCAAAUGCAGGUGAAGAGGAGGGCAGUGGUGCUGCUUCAGGCACACGCCAGGGGCAUGGCCGCUCGGAGGAAGCUCCAGCAUCUCAAAGUCAAUGGACCAGUGAUUGUCCCUGACAAAGAACCGAAGAGCCCCAGUGCUCCUCUUCCCUGGAAGCGCAAGUCCAUCUAUGAUACCAUCAGUGACACCGAAAUGGUGGAGAAAGUAUUUGGCUUCCUCCCUUCUAUGCUGAGUGGGCAGGAGGGGCAGACCUCACCAACCUUCCAGGAUGUGGAAACAAAGACCCAGAGACUGCCCGAGAUUGACCUGGACACGGUGCCCAUGGUGGUGGAGCUGGAGGAGCCUGAGGAGGAGGUGGACGGCCUGGCUGAAUACACCUUCCCCAAGUUUGCUGCGACCUACUUCCAGAAAGCAGCCAGCCACACUCACAUCCGAAGGCCCCUGCGGUACCCACUGCUCUACCACGAGGAUGAUGCUGACUUCUCGGCUGCCCUGACCAUCUGGAACAUCAUCUUGAGGUUCAUGGGUGAUCUGCCGGAGCCCGUACUGUUUGCCAGGAACAGCCUGAGUGGCGGCUUCAUGAUGCAGCACAUCCACAAUGCCCUGGGCAGGGAGGAUGGUGUCCAGUCCCCACAGCCAGGUGGACUUACACAGAAGUCCAGUCGCAGGGGCAGAGGGCCGAAGGACAUCUCUUCCAUGAAACUGAAGCGGUCCUCUCAGAUCACGGGGCAGGUGACCAGCAAGCUGAAUGUUGGAGACGACACCUUUGAGCCAGAUGGCCCCAUCUCAGACCGACCCAUGUCCAACUUGGAGAAGGUGCACUUCAUCGUGGCCUAUGCCAUCCUGCGGCCCAGUCUCAGGGAUGAGGUUUACUGCCAGAUCUGCAAGCAGCUGUCAGAGAACUUUAAGACAAGCAGCCUGGCCCGCGGCUGGAUCCUGCUCAGCCUCUGCCUGGGCUGCUUUCCGCCUUCUGAGCGCUUCAUGAAGUAUCUGCUCAACUUCAUUGAUCAUGGACCGGCUGGCUAUGGACCCUUCUGUGCUGAACGUCUGAGGCGCACCUAUGCCAACGGGGUGCGCACAGAGCCCCCCACCUGGCCAGAGCUACAGGCUGUUAAGUCUAAGAAGCACAUUCCUGUCUCUGUCACCUUGCUGACUGGAGAGAGCCUGACUGUGACUGUGGACUCGGCUUCAACAUCUCGGGAAGUCUGCAUGCACAUUGCCCACCAGCAAGGCCUCAGAGUUCCCCUGGGCUUCUCCCUCCAGGUUACAGUGUAUGACAAGUUCUGGUCCCUGGGCAGUGGGCGUGACCACGUGAUGGAUGCCAUUGCCCAGUGUGAGCAGCUGACCCGGGAGAGAGGCGAGAAUGAGCGUCAGUCACCAUGGCGCUUGUACUUCCGGAAGGAGUUCUUCACACCCUGGCACAACUCCCAGGAGGACCCUGUCAGCACCAAGCUCAUCUACUGCCAAGUGCUCCAUGGAGUCUGGUCCGGCGAGUACAGCUUUGAGAAGGAAGAAGACCUGAUAGAGCUGCUUGCUCGGCACUGCUACGUGCAGCUUGGUGCCUCUGUGGAGAGCCAGGCUGUCCAGGAGCUGCUGCCCACCUGCAUCCCCUCCAAGCUGUACAGGACCAAGCUCCCAGAGAAGUGGGCUAGCCUAGUUACUGAAGCCCAUGCCAAGGCACCAUAUACCCAGCAGCAGGCAAAACCUCAGGCCGUCCGGGAGCAGGUGGUAGAUGCGGCCUUGCUGCAGUGGCCCAUGCUCUUCUCCCGACUCUUUGAAGUCAGUACUGUCUCAGGCCCCCGACUACCCAAGACCCAGCUGAUCUUGGCUGUGAACUGGAAGGGGCUUUAUUUCCUGGACAAGAAGGAAAAGCUGCUUUUAGAACUGUCUUUCGUAGAGGUCAUGAGUCUAGUCACCCACAGGGAAGCCCGUGGCGGGCAGAGACUGAUGCUGUCUACCUUGCAUGAAGAGGAGUACGAGUUCCUGUCCCCCAGCAGCGUGGCCAUUGCUGAGCUGGUGGCCCUGUUUCUGGAGGGCUUGAAGGAGAGGUCUGUUUUCACCAUGGCCAUGCAGGACAGGAAGGCCACAGAUGAUGCUACCCUCCUGCCCUUCAGGAAUGGGGACUUGCUGAUUUUGACAAAGAAGCAGGGGCUGCUGGCCUCUGAGAAGUGGACCCUGGCCCAGAAUGAUAAGACAGGCAAAACUGGGCUGGUGCCCAUGGCCAGCCUCUAUACCAUUCCCACAGUCACCAAGCCCUCACCAUGGCUGCUGAACCUGCUGGCCAUGUCACCAGAGAAGCGGAAACUGGUGGUCCAGGAGGGGCGUCCUGCAGAGCCGCUGCCUGAGGAGCAGCCCCAAGAGAAGUCUCACACCCUGGAGGAAUUCUCUUAUGAGUUCUUCAGGGCCCCAGAGAAGGAGACAGUGAGCAGAGCCAUGCUUCCCCUUGCUCGAACCCGAGGCCAUCUCUGGGCUCACUCUGCUGAGCCGUUGCGACAGCCUCUGCUCAAGUGUGUUCACGCCAACUGCGAGUUUCGAGACAUUGCCUGCCAGAUCUUCAUUGCCAUCCUCAGGUACAUGGGUGACUACCCGGCCCGGCAGGCCUGGACCUCCCUGCAGCUCAGUGACCAGAUCUUCACACUGGCCCUCCAGGACCCGGCCCUGCAGGAUGAGGUCUACUGCCAGAUCCUGAAGCAGCUCACCAACAAUACCACCAGGUACAGUGAGGAGCGAGGCUGGCAGUUGUUGUGGCUUUGCACUGGUCUCUUCCCACCGGGCAAGGCACUACUACCCCAUGUCCAGAAGUUCAUAGACACUCGGAGGAAGAAGCCCCUGGCCCCUGACUGCAGUCGUCGAAUCCAGCGGGUCCUGAGGAUAGGGCCCCGGAAGCAGCCCCCACACCAGGUGGAGGUGGAGGCCAUUGGGAAGAAUGUCUUCCGGAUCAACCACAAGGUCUUCUUUCCCAACGACACCAGUGAGAUGCUGGAGGUGAGCAGCAGCACUCGGGUGCGGGAUGUGUGUGAGAGCAUCUCAGCCAAGCUGCAGCUGGCCUCCUGGGAAGGUUGCAGCCUCUUCAUCAAGAUUGCCGACAAGGUCAUCAGCCAGAAGGAGGGAGAUUUUUUCUUUGACUCCCUAAGAGAGGUGUCUGACUGGGUGAAGAAAAACAAACCCCAGAAAGAAGGGGGCCCCAUGACACUCCCCUACCAGGUGUACUUUAUGAGGAAACUGUGGCUCAAUGUGACUCCCGGGAAGGAUGUGAAUGCAGACAUCACCCUCCAUUACCACCAGGAGUUGCCCAAGUAUCUGCGAGGAUUCCACAAGUGUACACGGGAGGAUGUGGUCCACCUGGCAGGCCUCAUCUACAAGGCUCAGUAUGGCAAUGACCGGGCCCAGCUUGCUAGUCUUCCUAAGAUCCUGAGGGAACUGGUGCCUGAGAACCUCACACGCCUGAUGUCCUCGGAGGAGUGGAGAAAGAGCAUCCUUCUGGCCUGUGAGAAGCACAAAGACAAGACAUCAGAGGAGGCCAAAGUGGACUUAUUGAAGUGGAUCUGCAGGUGGCCUACUUUUGGGUCUGCCUUCUUUGAAGUGAAGCAAAGCUCUGAGCCCUCCUAUCCAGACAUCAUCAUCAUAGCCAUCAACAGACAUGGAGUUCUGCUCAUCCAUCCCAAGACCAAGGAGCUGCUCACCACCUACCCCUUCACCAAGAUUGCCAGCUGGAGCAGUGGCAGCACCUACUUCCACAUGGCUCUGGGCAGCCUGGGCCAUGGCAGCCGUUUGCUAUGUGAGACUUCUCUGGGCUACAAGAUGGAUGACCUGCUGACCUCCUACGUGCAGCAGCUUCUGAACACCUUGAAUAAGCAGCGGGGCUCACGGGCUGUAGCCCUGGCUGAGUCCUAGCAGCAAGGCUAUCUCCACUAUGGCUAAACCAUCCCCAGUCUGGGCUUCUUGGCCCAAAGCAACCAGCUGCAGGCAGCCUUUCCUGCUGCCCUCUCGGAGAAGCCUUCCCCCAAUGUUCUUCAGCACCAUAGUGGGCAUCUUCUCUGCAUGCUGACCAGGGAGGCCAAAGGAGGGAGGCUAGCUAGGGUGGGGCGAGGAGCAUCAGGCCUUAAGGUUGGCAGGUGGGUAUCUGUGAGCACCCAGUCCAAGGACAUUCAAUAAAAAUCCACAGAGGGCUGGGGAUAUAACUAAAUGGAUAGUGUGUUGCUUUACCAUGCUGUGACCCACCUUCAAGCCUGGAUCCCAGGGCAUUGAAGUACUGUGAAGCACUUCAGUACUGUGGUACUGUGGUAUCUCUCCUGUCUCUCCCUCAUUCUCUAUCUCUCUCUCCCUGUCUCUCCAUAUAUCUAUGUCUAUAUCUAUACACCAUAUAUAUCUGUAUAUAUGAUGGAUCAUAUAUAUCUGUAUAUAUGAUGGAGCUGUGAAAAGCAUUGAUGAGAGAAGAUGGUGGGGGCUUAGGUGGCCAGAAGGCCUUGGAGGGACUGGCCAGCAGCAGGAUUCUUCUAGGAAGAGCAAAAGCCUUUCUUCUCUAGGGAACAGGACACCAUCAUUCACAGGGAAUGGUUUGGAUCACUUCUCUUUGCUCAGUGCUUCUUCCUCUGCUUCUCAAAGAAGAGAUUCUCCCCAGGAGAUCCUCUGAGAAAUUCCUUCCUUCCCUUACAGGCACUCAGACCCAUACAUGGCCAUGUGUCUACUCUUGGCCUCUGAUGUUUGCAAAGGCAGCCUCUGACAAAUGCAGCAGGAUGUAGGGUCCUGAUGACCUGGGCUCACCUUCUGUUGCACUUGUAGCCCUUGAGAUCUGGGUUGAUCCCCUCCACAUCUACUGGCAGGCCUUGUGGGAGUCUGUCCCCUGUCCUUAGCAUGUAGCUUCUGUUUGGUCUCAUCUCUAAACAGAGGCAGAGAGGCUGGGGA